Molecule: messenger RNA, 939 nt
Organism: Lodderomyces theae
Lineage: Eukaryota; Fungi; Ascomycota; Pichiomycetes; Serinales; Debaryomycetaceae
Gene: NPL3
Product: mRNA-binding protein
Exons: 1
Coding region: 1-939 (312 amino acids)
Cellular component (GO): cytoplasm; ribonucleoprotein complex; nucleus
Molecular function (GO): mRNA binding
Source: RefSeq, a predicted model, not a curated record
AUGGAUCAAGCCCCAACUAAACAGUUAUUCAUCAGACCCGUCAGAGACGACGUGACCGAAGACAUUGUCACCGACUUCUUCUCGUCCGCAGCACCGGUCACUGGCGUGCGUCUUUUGGAAGGGUACGCUUUUGUUUCAUUUGAAAAUGAAGAAGAUGCCGGUAAGGCGUUGGACAAAUUUGCUGGCGCUGAUUUCAGAGGUGAGCAAUUACUCGUUGAGUUUGCUAAGGAAAGAAGAGAGGAUAACCGAGGCAAGUACAGAUUGAAGCUCACUGGGUUGCCAGAAGGCACAGCAUGGCAAGAUGUUAAAGAUUUCGUUAGAGACAAGACUGGCUCUGAGCCUACUUUUGCCAAAGUUUUCAGAGAGUAUGACUCUGGUGAAACUGUCGGUAACUUGGAGUUUGAAACGGGUGAGGAUUUGGAAAAGGCGAUUCCGUUGUUGGAUAAAUCGAAUUAUGGUGAUGUUACAAUUGGGGCCGAGGAAGAUACUUCGCCAUAUGUGCCACCACCAAGAAGAGGAGGAUUCAGAGGAGGCAGAGGAGGAUUUAGAGGAGGAAGAGGUGGAUUUGAUCGUGGAUACGGUGGCGGUGGAUUCAGAGGAGGAAGAGGUGGAUUUGAUCGUGGAUACGGUGGCGGUGGAUUCAGAGGAGGAAGAGGUGGAUUUGAUCGUGGAUACGGUGGCGGUGGAUUCAGAGGAGGAAGAGGUGGAUUUGAUCGUGGAUACGGUGGCGGUGGAUUCAGAGGAGGAAGAGGUGGAUUUGAUCGUGGAUACGGAGACAGAGACGGAUUCAGAGGAGGUAGAGGUGGAUACGGAGACAGAGACGGAUUCAGAGGAGGUAGAGGUGGAUACGGAGACAGAGACGGAUUCAGAGGUGGUAGAGGUGGAUACGGUGACAGACAAGGAUCAUACAAUAGAGAAAGGUCACCAACCAGAUUCUAA